AUGGCUGCGAGUGCUCUCCCUAUCCCUAUGUUAACGGCACAGUACGGGCGGCGAACGCAACCUCGCCAUAGCGAAGGCACGAUAGAUACUAGCGAGCGUUCGAAUGACAACGGGUUCUGGAUGGACGACCACUCCAAAUCAUAUACCGUCCUACCCGUGCCUGCGCUCACGAACAUAACGAAACUUCGCCGACGUGCACGCGAUCGUGCUUCCCGUUCUGCCCUGGCGAUGUACUUCGGUUCUAUGUGCUUGAGUAUCGUCUCAGACGCAUUCACACUCGGAGGUAACGCGCCGAUGCCACCAGUGCUGAUGGCAGCUACUGUCAGUGGCGCCGUGGGAAGCGUCUUCGUCGCCGCUGCUUUGUUGUGUGAGGACGGUCACGGAGGAAGGGUGUUCAUCAUCCUGAGUAUGAUCUGUUCGGCAGUCGGAACGGUGUGUGUAGUGGCGGGCAUGCAGAAUUGGAUUGCCACAACGUCCACUGGUGUCUGCACCAUGAUGGCUAUUGGCGUAGUCCUAUCAUCGAGAGCAUCGAGAGACCAGAAGUGGAUAUACACAUGUUGA
This is a messenger RNA of Peniophora sp. CBMAI 1063, 561 nucleotides long. The record is from the annotation of a GenBank genome assembly. NCBI's taxonomy places the organism in Eukaryota, Fungi, Basidiomycota, Agaricomycetes, Russulales, Peniophoraceae.